Molecule: messenger RNA, 639 nt
Organism: Sorex araneus (European shrew)
Lineage: Eukaryota; Metazoa; Chordata; Mammalia; Eulipotyphla; Soricidae
Gene: TMEM92
Product: transmembrane protein 92
Exons: 6
Coding region: 1-639 (212 amino acids)
Cellular component (GO): nucleoplasm
Source: RefSeq, a predicted model, not a curated record
AUGCCUUACGCCGCUGGGCUCUCCGGCUUCCCUCCCACCGUGCUGCUUGGCCUGCUGGCCUGCCUUCCACAGGUUGCAGCCUUCUGUGAUUCCAACACCUGCCCUCCUGGAUACGAGUGCUGCUACUACACCUGCUGCCAGAUAGAGGAGCCCUUCAGUUCCGUGAAGGACUUCCUGCUGGGGGUUCCCGUGGACUUCCUGCUGGUGGCUCCCGUGGACUUCCUGCUGGGGGUUCCCAUGGACUUCCUCCUGGGGGGUUUCGUGGACUUCCUGCUGGGGACUCCCAUGGACUUCCUGCUGGGGCUCUCAUGGACUUCCUGCUGGCUCUUCAUCACUGCCACCCUCUCCAUUGGUCUCUUACUGUGUCUCUGUGGCGUGGUCAAGAGGUCCUGUUGCAAAUGCAAGGACCCGGAGCCGGAGCUGGACCUCACAGUGGAUUAUAGCAUGGCCCCAGAGAUGACGUACCCCAGACCACCCCCGGAGAUCAGGGCGCCCUUCCCUGAGUACCCACCUCCCUACCACGAGGUCAUUCUGACGCCUGACCAGGGCCUGCCCCACAGAGAGCCGCCCCCACCCUAUAGCUUCAGGCCUGAAGGAUGCUGGGGUACACGCAGGGGCAUUGACAACCCCGCCUUCUGA